Molecule: messenger RNA, 2257 nt
Organism: Psammomys obesus (fat sand rat)
Lineage: Eukaryota; Metazoa; Chordata; Mammalia; Rodentia; Muridae
Gene: Nup85
Product: nucleoporin 85
Exons: 17
Coding region: 83-1816 (577 amino acids)
Biological process (GO): positive regulation of DNA-templated transcription; mRNA export from nucleus; protein import into nucleus
Cellular component (GO): nuclear pore outer ring
Molecular function (GO): structural constituent of nuclear pore
Source: RefSeq, a predicted model, not a curated record
CUUUGGCAGCUGGCUGCGAGCGGGAGGCCUGAGCGGAGAGCAUCAGCGGCGCGGCAAGGUCCCGGCAGCAGGGCACGGCGCUAUGGAGGAGCUCGAUUGCGAGCCCGCAGUAACUUGGAUUCCAGGAGUGAAUUCCAAGAAGAAGCAGAUGUGUUUUGACUGGGGUCCUGGGGAGAUGCUCCUGUGUGAGACUUCCUUCAACAAAAAAGAUAAAUCUGAGAAGGUACCUAGCUGCCCCUUUAUUUAUAUCAUACGGAAAGAUGUAGAUGUUUACUCUCAAAUUUUGAGAAAACUCUUCAAUGAAUCUCAUGGAAUCUUUGUUGGCCUGCAAAAAAUUGAGGAAGAAUUGACGGGAAAAUCCAGGAAAGCUCAACUGGUUCGCGUGAGUAAAAAUUACCGAUCAGUCAUCCGGGCCUGUAUGGAAGAAAUGCACCAGGUUGCAGUUGCUUCUAAAGAUCCAGCCAGUGGCCAGCAGUUCAGCAGCCAGGUCUCCAUUUUGUCAGCCAUGGAGCUCAUUUGGAACUUAUGUGAGAUUCUUUUUAUUGAAGUAGCUCCAGCUGGCCCUCUCCUUCUCCAUCUUCUUGACUGGGUCCGACUGCAUGUGUGCGAGGUGGACAGUUUGUCAGCAGAUGUUCUGGGCAGUGAGAACCCAAGCAAACACGAGAGCUUCUGGAACUUGGUGACGGUCUUGGUGCUCCAGGGCCGGCUGGAUGAGGCACGACAAAUGCUGUCCCAAGAGGCCGACGCCGACCCCUCUUCUGCAGGCGUGUGCCGCACCCUUGGGGAGCUGAUGAGGACAAUGCCCAUUCUCAGCCCUGGCAACACGCAGACACUGACAGAGUUGGAGCUGAAGUGGCAGCACUGGCGCGAGGAGUGUGAGAGGCACUUGCAAGACAGCACAUUUGCAGCCAGCCCCCGCCUGGAGUCUCUCUGCAAGAUAAUGCUGGGGGACGAAGCUACCCUGUUGGAGCACAAGGAGCUUCUGAGCAACUGGUAUCAUUUCCUAGUGACAAGGCUGCUAUAUUCUAACCCCACAGUGAAACCCAUUGACCUGCACUACUAUGCUCAGUCCAGCCUGGACAUGUUUCUGGGAGGUGAAAGCAGUCCGGAACCCCUAGAUAGCAUCUUGAUGGCAGCCUUUGAGUUCGACAUUCACCAAGUGGUCAAGGAGUGCAGCAUUGCCCUGAGCAACUGGUGGUUUGUAGCUCACCUCACAGACCUCUUGGAUCACUGCAGACUCCUCCAGUCACACAAUCUCUAUUUUGGGUCUAACAUGAGAGAGUUCCUCCUCCUGGAAUAUGCCUCAGGACUGUUUGCUCAUCACAGCCUGUGGCAGCUGGGGGUGGAUUACUUCGACUACUGUCCAGAGCUGGGCCGAGUUUCCUUGGAGCUGCACAUUGAGCGGAUUCCUCUCAACACAGAGCAGAAAGCCUUGAAGGUGCUGAGGAUUUGUGAGCAGCGGCAGAUGACUGAACAAGUUCGAAGCAUCUGUAAGAUCUUGGCCAUGAAGGCUGUCCGCAAUAAUCGCCUGGGUUCAGCCCUCUCUUGGAGCAUACGUGCCAAAGAUGCUGCCUUUGCCACACUUGUAUCCGACCGAUUCCUCCGGGAUUACUGUGAGAGAGGCUGCUUUUCUGACUUGGAUCUCAUUGACAACCUGGGGCCAGCCAUGAUGCUCAGUGAUCGACUGACAUUCUUGGGCUGGGAUUAUGGACCUGAAGUGUUUGGAAUGGUUCCUGUGUCCUAUGCCCCAUCACACUUGCACCAGACUUUUCUCAUUACUUGUGUGAGCUGGCAGUUCACUGCAGGAAGAGUGUAAGUUCUCCAUUUCAUAUAUACCACCAGGACUCGUGGAGUAUUUAAUGCUCUUUUAAACUUCUGUUUUGUGUGUGGGUAUUCUGCCUGCAUGUAUGUCUGUACCAGUAUAUAUCUGAUGCUUGCAGAAGCCAGAAGAAGGUCUGGGGUCCCAUGGGACUGGAGUUAGUUGGUUGUGAGCUGCUAUGUAAGUGUUGAGCAUUGAAUAUUCAUCUUCUGCAAGAACAAUUAGUAAGCUUAAUGAAACCAUCUUUCCAGGACUGAUAUUUCCCCAGAGUUGGUGCUCUUUAAUAACUUUCUUUUUUGAAUCCUGCAUUUCAUUUAUGUAUGGAUUUAAGACCGUUCUACCAGCAUUUCCAGGUGUAUGGAGUUCUAGUUUAAGGCCAGGGUGGCUUUUCUGAGUGUCGGGUAAGUGGACUGUUCACGUGAACUCACCCCCCACACA